Molecule: messenger RNA, 573 nt
Organism: Symbiodinium natans
Lineage: Eukaryota; Dinophyceae; Suessiales; Symbiodiniaceae
Source: the annotation of a GenBank genome assembly
AUGGCCACGACGCACUACUGGACGUCGGUCUUGCAUGCGCAUGGAGGUGAUCAGGAGAAGCUGAAGGAGAUCGUGGUCAAGGAUGCAGAGGUUGUCGGAAUCCUGGCGGCCCUUGUGCUCACAAUCACCGUGGCUGGCCUGGCCAUCGUCGAUGCCAAGCUCGCACAGUCGUCCUGGGUGCGGGCGGUCUACGUGGCCCUGGGAUUUUGCAGUUUCGUUUGUUCACUGAUCUCUCUUCUGAUAUCCUCACGGCUGCUCCUUGCCAUCAACAAGCUUCACGCGAAAGACGUCUUGUUUUGCCUGGGGGAAUUGGACAAGAUGGGUGCUGUGAACGGCUAUUGGUGGUUCGGCUGGAGUCUACAAUUUCUGCUGUUCGCGGUUCUGCUAUCCGUGUACAUGCUUUAUGACGGCAUGUGCUUCGGCAUCUCUUGCGCGCUCACCCUGCUUCCUUUGUGGACCAUGUACCGCCUGCACAAAGCACAUGUAGGCGUGGUCUGGCCCUUGGUGAAUUUCUCACCUGUCACGGCAGCCAGCCAAGACGAAUCCUCCGAUUCUGCCAGCUUUUUGCCCUAG